Messenger RNA from Trematomus bernacchii (emerald rockcod), 5305 nucleotides. It is a transcript of the gene nectin3b, whose product is annotated as nectin cell adhesion molecule 3b. NCBI's taxonomy places the organism in Eukaryota, Metazoa, Chordata, Actinopteri, Perciformes, Nototheniidae. The coding region runs from base 62 to 1723 and encodes 553 amino acids. The record is from RefSeq and is a predicted model, not a curated record. Gene Ontology annotation, biological process: homophilic cell-cell adhesion; heterophilic cell-cell adhesion. Gene Ontology annotation, cellular component: apical junction complex; adherens junction. The transcript has 6 exons.
GUUAAAUUGGCAUGCAGCCUACGCUUGGAUCCUGUAGCAGGAGACUGCACUGCUUUUGAAAAUGUUACCGUCUUAUUACCGGAGUUUCCUUGGACAGAGGGGCAGGGUUGCGCUGUUUUACCUUUUGUGCAGUAUUACAGGUGUUUGGGGCAGUCAGGUGAUGGUGCCUAAGAGGGUGAACGCUGUGCUGGGGAAGAAUGUGACGUUGGAGUGCAAGGUGGAGGUGGGCACCAACCUUACUCUGACUCAGAGUUCCUGGGAGCGUCAUCUGCCUUCAGGCUCCAUCACGGUGGCUGUCUACAACCCACGGUACGGCAUCUCCAUCCCUCCGGAGUACAUCCAUCGCUUGUUCUUCCGCUCACCCUCCUCUCAUGAUGCCACCAUCGUCGUGGGAAACGUGGGCUUCUCUGACGUGGGGAAGUACACCUGUAAGGUCGCCACGUUUCCUCUGGGAAACACUCAAGCCUCCACCACUGUCAAUGUACUUGUGGAGCCCAAAGUCUACGUGUCUGCAGGUUCAACUGCCCUGAUCGAUGGGGGCAAUGAUACUCUUGUGGCGACCUGUAUCGCUGAGCGGGCCCGGCCCCCCGCUGACGUUUCCUGGGAGUCCAACCUGUUUGGCCAGUCAGAAGUUCAGCUGUUUGAUGAAACCAACGGCACGACCAGCACACAAGUGAGCUACCUCUGGCAGCCCACGCGUCACAUCCAGGGCCAAACUCUCACCUGUGUGGUCCGCCACCCGGCUCUCGAGAGUGACUUCAGGAUCCCCUACCAGCUCAAUGUGCAGUAUGCUCCUGAUAUCUCCGUUGUGGGCUAUGAUGGAGACUGGUACGUAGGUCGGGAAAAUGCACAAAUGACGUGCAAAGCCAACGCAAACCCACCUGCUAAUCAAUUCAGAUGGAUCAGACUGGACAGCGAAAUGCCAGCAGGGAUGGAAAUAAUGAACAGCACUUUGCUCUUCCUGCGUCCCCUCCAGCGCAAUGACUCGGGAGUUUACAGGUGCGAGGUUGCCAAUGACAUCAACCUCCGCAGUCGGGAUGUGCGCCUUCUCAUACAAGAUCCUCCCACCAUGCCUUCCACCAUUACUGCUCCUGUCCUUACUGGCUCUGCCUCCUCCACCUUAGUCGAUGAUCAGGGACAUGUUCUCCUCAGCUCACCCACACUCGAAGCUCUGCCUGAGAGUAAUCUGGGCUCCAUAGUGGGCGGGGCUGUGGGCGGGGCCUUGUUCCUGCUCCUGCUGCUGUGUCUGGUCGGUGUGUGUUACCUUCAGAAACAGCAAACCUUUCACGGGAACUACUACACCAAGCAGUACCUGGGCCCCAACGACCUGCAGAAGGCCCCCGCGCAGCACGAGCUCCACCCCCCCAAAGCCGGCAGCAGUUCCCACCACCAGGACCACGACCGAGAGGAGUGGGGCGACCGCCAGCUCAAACAAGAGCGUGACCGCCGUCACCAAGGCAACAGAGAGGAGUAUCCCUCUAACGGCUACACACGGGCGAUGAGGGAGAGCGGCCACCAGAACCAGCAGCAGAAUCAGCACCGUGAACCCACUCAGCUCUCGAGUCCACAGCAGGCCAGAGGUGCCAGACACCCUCGUUCCCCUAAACCUCGGGGAAACGGCUCCCCCUACCUGUCGGACGACUGCUACGACAGCGGGCCGGAGGGGGACUAUGUCUCUCACACAGACGGCUCCGUCAUCUCGCGCAGGGAGUGGUACGUUUGACAAGCCGCCUGCAGGAGCAGAGAUACGGCAGAAAUCAGAAGGUUUCAUUCAUCUCAUUAUGAAGAAACACAUUUUUUUUCUCUUCUGUACGCACACGCACACUUCUACUAACCUCGAUUCUGUAGUUUCCUUUGAUUUGUUUGAGCGUCCUGGUCGACACUUGAGACAUUUAGUAUCUGUACUUGACGUGGACGGACUGUGGACUGCACGGCCAGUUUGACAGUCAACAUCUAUAUGCCAACAGAAGUCAGCAUGUCUCUAGUCUGUGUAGAGACUAACUAAAGAUCAUGAUGUAUGUGCUGUCUCUGCCUUACUACAUGGACUGCCAAUUUAUUUAGCAUAACUAAUGACUUUCAGUUAAGCCGAAGCCUUUGGGGCUAACAGAUCACAUAUGGUUGUCGUAUAAGACCCUUUUUUUGUUUGUUUCUACAAAAUCAGCCUCCUCAGGCUAUGUAACACUUGCUCAUUUAUAUUUGUAUGUGUUGGUAUUGCUUGCUCGGAUUUGUUUAAAAGACAUGUGACCUCUGAUUAUAAUUAGCUGGAAGUAAAUCCAUCAAAUUCAGAGGGUCGCACGUCCUUUGUCCAAACCCAGUAGGACACAGUAGAGGCAAAGGUUUGUUUAAAAAAAAAAAAAAAGAUUUCUUACACUGAGAAAUGUCCAUGACUAAAGACCUCUCGACACUGAUUCAUGAAACGUAUUGCACUGCCUUUUGCAAAACUUUAUACUAGACGACCACAUCGUUUGUUUUCUACAAAAAAUGUCUUAAUGUAACUUACUGUUGUUGGAAACGUGUUAGCUUAAGGAAUUGACCACUGAUGUCAUGUUAAUGUCCUUUGAAAGUGAUGGCCCAGAGCGGGAACCUUAAGAGCAUUUCUACUGUACGUCCUCGGCUCAUCUUAAAUCCCCAGGAGGGAUGCAUACAUGGAGGGAGGGCAAGCAAGGAUGUCUGCUUGAAUGAGGCACAGUCCGACAGAUCAACAGACUGGCUUUAUCAAACAGUCAAGCCUUGAUAUCUUCAAGUUUAGAUAAGCUGGGAUAAUAUAAUUUAACAUUUGUGGGAUUUAUUGUUUUAUUUGUUGUUGUGAGUUGUCCUCUUUAUUUAGCAACAAACACAUUCUCCAAUUGGCGGUUAAGUGUUUGAGCGUUUGCACUCUGGCACCGACCCAGGCCUCCUGGAAAUACAAGAGUGCUAUCAGCAGGGGCAUUGUUGAAGCAGGCUACAGUAUGGCAGCCACCGUACGCUGGCCUCCCAGUCACAAAGUAUUUUGUUACACAAAGAAGUGAUUCAAGAGCGCAGCUAGUACACCCGACCUCUGCUACUAAUUUCACUAUACUCUUGAGUAAUCUGUAGAAAAACACACAACUGUGUUACAAUCACAAUCUGACGCAUUAAUAGGCUUAUUGUGUGCAACUGCACUAAUCACGCUCACCAGUUUUUUGUUUUUACAUUCAGCAUUUAUUAUCACUAUCAGUAUUAGAAUAUAGAUUAUGUAGAGGAAUCAGGUCUUCUGUCAUGGUUGAGCUGGCAGUGUGGCCCAUCAAAGCCACAGCGCUCCCCACAUGGGACAGACUACAUUCUGUUGCACUAAACAUGGAAUCGUUCAUUCAUAGUUAUAUAGAGUAUCUAUCCAAUAAAACACCCUGUGCUUAUUUUUUUUCUAAAAACAAAAAAAGGAUCAUAUCUGGAUUUGCAUUUCUGCAUUAAUUUAUAAACCAGCCACAUUUGAUGCUUAUCAUGACAAUAAUGUGGCAGGACCAAGUACUGUGAUUGAGCUGAGGAGAAAGUGUUUCAUUGGGCUAUAGAGCCCUAGUAGUUCAGGUGUCAAACUUAGAUUAAAGCUUUAGAUAUAAAGAUACAUUUCAGUUUGUGUACGUGAUCAAAUCCACACAUCUUUUGGCACAUGCACCUAUUGAGGAGAGAGCAUGGAGGAGGUCCAACAAUCUCCUUCAUGUACACUAGUGUUUGUGAAUACAUGCCAACUUUAGUAGUAUGGUCACCUUUACAAUAUUUGCUGCCAGAUGCCAAAUAUUUGUUGUAUGUAUAAAUAUGAUGACAGACUCACAUAAGUAUUGCUGACUAGCUUACAACUGAUUUAGUAGCUUAUAUAAAAGAUUAACGUAUCACUGUUGUAUACAGGGUCUUGUAGCCUGAUAGAAGUUAAAAGAUGCUUUAGGCCACUUUAAUAUUACAGUAACAGUCGUCAACAUGGGGAAUUUGUUAUAUUGUUAUGAAACCUCACUAAUUAUUUUUCAGGGUGUACAUUUUGUGCAGAGAAUAUGCUGCGAUUCUGAUAGCGAGAGAUUUGAUACUAGAGAAGAUGACCCCAGUACAAAUGUUUUUCAACUGUAUCAAAUGCUGAGCAGUACACCAUUUAUUUUCAUAGACGGAAGCUUCCCUUUUUAUUAAUUGCCUUAAGUUUCAGUUGACUCCUAUUGCAUUAACAUAAUUCCUCACUUACAGUCUCUGUUGCCUAAAACGUUUUGGAUAAUCUACCCUUUCUGUGUUAGGAGUAGUUCCAAUGAAAAACUGUUUACAGUGUGGAUUGCCGAAAAAAAACCUUGUUUCUGUAAAGUGAUGUUGCUGUAAAGUGUCUUUGAUGCAAUAACUCAACGUCCACAAAAAAGAAAUCCAUCCACUUUUUAUUGAUGUCAAACUCUGAGAGACUCUGAAAGCCUGGGUAAAUCCAAAACGAUCUGCUUUCAUCUUUACAGCUAAAUGUAAGGGAGAAUAUGUGUGUCUUUUGUAAUUCGGGUGACCCUGACUCUUUAAUGGUCCGAAAUGAAGUGUAGAUUUGGCGAUUGAACUAGAAGUAAGGUUUGGGAGGUUAUACGUGCUGCUGAUUCCUGUUCCUUCUGCUCACUUUCACAUCGAAGCGGGGAAUAACAGGAAGCACAGCCGCCUAACCCCUGCCUGGGUUUGCUUCUAUGCACUAAGACGGAAAUCCCACUAAUCGAUAUACUAUUUUUGCUUGGCUCGUCAGUUUGCAGCCCCGCACCUGGUUUAAUGAAGUUCGUUUGUACUGUGACAUUUUGUAUUGAGAUGAGUCAUCAAUAUCUUUACCUUGAGAAAUGUCCUUCACUUUGGGUUGAGAAAUGCAACUAGUGCCUUAGAUACAUAGAAGAAAUGUUUUCUUUUUAUUGUUUGGAUGUAAGAACCUGUUUUAUUGCUCUGUGAGAUUCAUUUGUUGCCUUUUUUUGUUUUCUGCAUACUGUGUGUUUGGACUCCAUAGUGCCAUAUUACAUUUUCCACCAACAGUUAUUGACAGAAUUUAUCUGCAAAACCUAGAGGCAUUAAAACACACACAUAAAGACGAUGCUUGAAUUUAAAUGUCAAAUAGUAAAAGCAGGUAUCUGUCAGGGGUUUUGGUUUCUGUAGAGUUGUUUAACAGGGUGAAGAAUUAACUUACAUUGUCAAUGAAAAGCACUUUGUGGUCAUGUUUGUUUUUUUGUAAAUACAGGAGAAAAAUGUAAAGUUUCUGGAAGGGGGAAAAAAAUAUAUUUAUGUCGGUGACAACAGUGGAGCGUUAUUUAGUCAAAUAAUUUUGACAUACUUUAGUUCAAUAAAGCACCUUAGCACCUGU